This is a messenger RNA of Neofelis nebulosa (Clouded leopard), 1286 nucleotides long. RefSeq names its product yippee like 3 (gene YPEL3). Bases 4 to 891 code for a protein of 295 amino acids. NCBI's taxonomy places the organism in Eukaryota, Metazoa, Chordata, Mammalia, Carnivora, Felidae. The transcript is spliced from 5 exons. The record is from RefSeq and is a predicted model, not a curated record.
UAAAUGCAGAUAAUUAUGGCUAUUAUCUCCCCGGGGACGUGCGUCCAGACACCUAACCCCGAGCCAGGUCUGGCACCGCAGAUCCUCGCCCCUUCAAGGACCGCGGGAGGCCAGAAGGGCGACGAGACCCGGGCCGCGGGGUUGUCUGGCUGGCUUGCGGGCCGCAGCCGCAUUUCCGGGCCGGCCGGAGCCCGGAGCAGGGGGAAGGGCAGCCGAGGCCUGCGCUGGCCGCGGUGUGACGCGCCCCCUCAUUUGCAUGCGCCGCGCCGAUUGGCCACGGCGGCCGCCGGGACCAGAGGCCGGCCCCCUCCCCCUCCCGCCGCAGCGGCGGCAGCAGCUGGUCUCGGUGUAAACAAGUCGCGGCGGCUGCGAACCCGGGCCGGGGGGGACGGCGCCCACCAGGAGCGCCCCCCACUCCCAGGCCAGGCCACCUCGGCGGACCGGGCCCCCGCGCGCCCAGGCGAGGCACUGGGCUCCCUCUGCUCCCCGUGGGCCGCUCCCCGGGUGGGGCCACUGCCCCCGGCCCCCGCCAUGGUGCGUAUUUCAAAGCCCAAGACGUUUCAGGCCUACUUGGAUGAUUGUCACCGGAGGUAUAGCUGUGCCCACUGCCGCGCUCACCUGGCCAACCACGACGACCUCAUCUCCAAGUCCUUCCAGGGCAGUCAGGGGCGUGCCUACCUCUUCAACUCUGUGGUGAACGUGGGCUGCGGGCCAGCCGAGGAACGGGUACUGCUGACAGGCCUCCAUGCUGUGGCUGACAUCCACUGCGAGAACUGCAAGACGACUUUGGGCUGGAAAUAUGAACAGGCCUUCGAGAGCAGCCAGAAGUACAAAGAGGGGAAGUACAUCAUUGAACUCAACCACAUGAUCAAAGACAACGGCUGGGACUGACCCCUGCUCCUGCCGCAUGUGGCUCGAGCCCGGCCUGACCGCCAGGGGGCGCCACUGGCUUCCCUCCACGGGAAGGGAGCUCUGGACCCUCAGGGCUCCUGCAGAGGACGGAUCCAGCUCCUGUACAUAUAUUUUAUUGCAUGCACUGUGACCUUGGGGGGAGCUCAGAAGGAGGACGACACCCCCGCACUUCCCUGCGAUCUGGCUGGCUUGGAUCUCGUUUUUAACCCCUUCCUGCCCCGCCUGCCCUAUAGAUAUGGCCUGUGUGCUGCUCUCCUGGCCCCAGUGCACCGUCUGCCCUGUGAACUUCUCCCACCGGGCCCCUUUUACCCCACGCGUGUCUGCUCCCCUUGUUCUGUAGCGUUUGUACAUAAUAAAACAAUGGAGUGGAGACA